CACGGACCAUUCUGUUCUUUCUUUCUCUCUUUCUAAAAUGCUCACACCAAAUCAACACCGUCAACAAACACACCUUCUUCACAUAUUUCAUGUAUUCCUCGUCACUCAUCUCUAGCUUCAUCACACAUUCUGUUUAUCUCUUUCGUUAGGUUAAACUUCAACCUACCUACACUACACCUUCUCUAAACUCUAAUCCAUGUCAAUCAACUCAAUAGGUGAAUUCAACGUCUCAUGCUCUGCAUUUCCUAUUCUCGUUUCUUAAACUGAUGCAGUAUAUAUCUACCUUCUUAACUUAACUUAAGUACUUAACUUAAGUCUAACUUUCUUCUUCUUCAUCGUAAUCGAAAUCGCAAACUGCAUGUUAUUGGAAAACGUGCUUCCGUAAAGGAUUCUGAUUCUUAUUAUAUACUACUCUUGUUGCUUUAUCAAGCUCCUUCCAUGGACGAUUACAUGCUCAUUAAAAGCCAUCUUUCAUUGGAUUUGGAUGAUCAACUCAUGAAUACCCAAACCUUUGUCAUGAAAAUGGUGGAAAAUGUAGAAGAUCCUUAUUCUGUGUGCAUUGAAAAAGAUGUAGAUAUCGAGAAGGGGAAGUCAGAGACACCUGGAAUCAAUCAAGAAACUGUUGGUGACUUAAAGAAUGAGGAAGGACAGAUGUUGCUGAUGAAUAACAACCUGAUCUUACCCAAGUUCUCUAUUCGAGAGGCACCCAGAAUGAGGAAAUACAAGCGUUCUUCUUCCUUCAAUUCAAGAAAAGUUCUUCUUCUGUUCUCAGUAUUGUCAAGCUUGGGAACUAUUAUACUUAUAUAUCUUACACUCAGAAUUAAACAAUUUGGUGAUUGGUGAUGCCUCUAUCCAUUCCAUAUAUAAAAACUUAAACUUACUUUAUAUUCAUUCACUUAGAGAAUGUUAGUUUAGGGUUGUGUUUUUUCAUCUGCUAGGAUUGUUUUUGAAUGUUUUGAAGCAUCUUGUGCUUUCAGAUGUAGAUAACUUGAGGAUAGUGUCAUGUAUGUAUAAAUCUAAUUAAUAUAAAUGUUGUUUUUGUGUUAAAAAUA
Lactuca saligna is the source of this 1052-nucleotide messenger RNA. Lineage: Eukaryota; Viridiplantae; Streptophyta; Magnoliopsida; Asterales; Asteraceae. The record is from the annotation of a GenBank genome assembly.